Molecule: messenger RNA, 852 nt
Organism: Trypanosoma brucei brucei TREU927
Lineage: Eukaryota; Euglenozoa; Kinetoplastea; Trypanosomatida; Trypanosomatidae
Exons: 1
Coding region: 1-852 (283 amino acids)
Biological process (GO): DNA-templated DNA replication; double-strand break repair via break-induced replication
Cellular component (GO): GINS complex
Source: RefSeq, a predicted model, not a curated record
AUGUCAUUUUCCCAUUUUGUACCUCCAAUUUCUAGGAGACGUAUGUUUUUUGAGGAUCAACUCGACGAGGCUCUCAGCAGGGAAGGCAGCCCUCGCCUCUCGACUAGCAAUACUGUUGGAGGCGCGGAUUUGGUGGCUGCCGGGGCAGCUAACGACGAAACCUUUCCGUUCCCGUCUCAUGCCGCCCCGGGCCAUCUCCUCAAGUCUCUCAUACAAGCGACGGAAAAUGAGCGGUGUGCUCCGGAUAUUCUACCCUAUCCCGAGGCCAUCGUUGAUAGUGUUGUGGCGCAGAUUGUCGCUCAAAACGAGCAAAUUAGGUUACUCGGCACGGACGAAAGACAAAAGGCAGCCGGAAGCGACUCUGGCGUUUCCCUUCUUCCUUUUAAACCUUCGGACAUCAUGGCGCUAGAGGUGCAGCGUGCACAAUUCUUUCUGUGUGAAUUGCUGCGGUGUCGAUUACGGAAGAUUGAGGCCCUUGCCCUUACAAUUAAUUACGAGUCUCAAUCCGGUGCUGAAGCACACACACAGUUGCGGGAGCACCUUUCGCAUAACGAGAUCGUUGUGGCUGACCGGCUUGCUGAAUUGAUAAGCAAAUGUGUGAGACAAGCGGGGCUGCAGUCGGCACCCUCUGAGCUACAGCAGUUGGUGCCCAACGCACCAUACGCCGAGGGUAACGAGGUGCUGCCAAUUCCAGAUAUUGACCACUACGUAUUUUGCGUCGUGCUGGAUGAUUUAGGGGUAGUGAGGCUUGGCGACGACGCCGAGCAGACGGUUCAUGCCGGUGAGGUUUUUAUCGUCCCUUACCGCACAUUCAGGCCGUAUAUCUUGGAGGGACGCGUGAGGUUGGUUUGA